This is a messenger RNA of Gilbertella persicaria, 1566 nucleotides long. RefSeq names its product tetrapyrrole methylase. Lineage: Eukaryota; Fungi; Mucoromycota; Mucoromycetes; Mucorales; Choanephoraceae. The transcript is spliced from 2 exons. The record is from RefSeq and is a predicted model, not a curated record. Gene Ontology annotation, biological process: sulfate assimilation; siroheme biosynthetic process. Bases 1 to 1566 code for a protein of 521 amino acids. Gene Ontology annotation, molecular function: uroporphyrin-III C-methyltransferase activity.
AUGACUUUUGAACCUAGAGUGCCUAUACCACAAGGUGGUGCUUCACUUAUGUUGGCUUUCCAAAGCAAAAACAAAAACGUCCUUGUGAUUGGAGACAAUACGAUUGCUGCUAACCGAGUCUUGUCUUGUCUUGAAGCAGAUGCCACUGUCUAUUUGAUUGCCAAUCCAGCACGCAUGUGUCCCGAACUUGAAUACAGAAUCAACCAUCACCAAGCCAUUUUACUUGGCUCUUCAUUUCAAUCUGACUUACUUGACCGCAUUCGAUUUGAUUUAGGCUUUAUUUGUAACUAUGCUCAAGACACACUUGAAUCCAUGGUGCAAACAUUUCGUGCAUCCCAUGUACCUGUCAAUGUUACUGAUUGCAGCGAAUUAUCCGACUUCUUUAUGACAUCCACAUAUCGAGACCAAUCGCUUCAAAUUGCAGUGUCUACGAAUGGUCAAGCAUCCAAACUCUCAAGCCGUAUUCGUCGCCAUGUGGCUGCCAGUUUGCCUCCUCAUUUAGGUGAAGCCAUUGACCGUAUGGGCAUGUUGCGCAAAAAAGUCCGUGCUUCGGAUCCAAGCUCCGCUUCUAGCAUACGUCGCAUGACUUGGCUUGCUCAAAUUUGUGAGUAUUGGAGUAUGGAUCGACUGGCUCAAUUAUCAGAUCAAGACAUGGAAGAAUUACUCGAAACAUAUCAUCAAGAUGAAGGUUAUGAAAGUUUAGAUACAGACACAUCAAGUCAUGGACCUAAAACAUGGGGCAGCUUAGCCUUGGUUGGUUCAGGCACAGGUCAUCCUGACCUACUGACCUUAGCCGCUCACAAAGCCAUUCAAGAAGCAGAUCUGGUCUUGUCAGAUAAAAUCGUGCCUGCAGAAAUCGUCGCCCUGGUCCAAUGUGAACUCAAGAUUGCUCGUAAAUUCCCCGGGAAUGCAGAUGCUGCUCAACAAGAAUUUAACGAAAUUGCCUUAAAGGCCAUCAAACAAGGCAAGCAUGUGGUCCGUCUUAAACAAGGAGACCCUUAUUUGUUUGGUCGUGGUGGUGAAGAAGUCUUGUUUUUCCGUCAACAUGGGAUUGUGCCUCGUGUAAUUCCUGGUAUUUCGUCCACAGUCGCUGCUGGUUUAGUGGCUGGUAUUCCCUUGACCCAUCGUGGUGUUGCGUCUCAGUUCUUGGUGACCACAGGCACAGGUGCUCGUAACUCGUCUGCUCCUUUACCGACCUUUGAUAAACAUCGUACGGAUGUGUUUUUGAUGGCUAUUCAUCGCUUAGGUGCCUUAACACACGAUUUGAUCACCACACAACAGUAUCCUCCUGAUAUCCCUUGCGCUAUUGUAGAAAGAGCCAGUUGUAAAGAUCAACGUGUGAUAUGGGGUCAAUUGGCCACGAUUGAACAUGUCUUGGAAAGUUGUGGUGGAAGUCGUCCUCCGGGAUUGUUGAUUGUUGGUUAUGCCAUUGAUGUGCUCAAGCAUGAAAACAAAGGACCUGAAGGCGUAGCUGCUCAUUUGAUGACUGCUUCUGGAUUACCUCUGGAUGUUGAAUCCAAAGAUACAGACUUAUUGAAAUUACAUGAUCCUGAAUGUGUAUUUUAG